GGGUGGUAAAGACUCUGACAAGACUUUUGAAAUUGGGCUUGAUUUGGCUUUUGCAAAAGAUCUGCCAGUAAAUAGUAAUGUAAGAAACAAGCGUAAGAUUUCAGUAAGGAAUUGUACUUCGAAAAAAUUUAAAAGAUAUGAUGUUGUUGAAGAUAAUUCAGAUGUAGAAUUUGUUAGUGAUAAAGUAAAUAAAAAUAUGAUGUUUAGUCCUAUUUGUAAAAAUGUCUGUCAAAGUUUGUGCACACUUUUAAAUGUGGACUUUGAAAAGACAAAUGUACCACUGUUUACACGUGUUGGCUUAUUAGGAGCUCCAUGUAAAAAUGACAGUAUAGUGGCUGAUGGCAACUGUUUUUUCCGAGCCAUCUCUCAAGCUGUGACUGGCACACAAAAGUAUCACAGAAAAAUACGAGUUGCUGUAGUGCAACAGUUGGAAAAAAAUAGUGUAAAAUACCAAAACAUUUUGAGAACAGAGUAUUCGUCAAUGUCAGAGUACAUCAAUAAGUCCAAAAUGCGAUAUGUUAACAUUUGGGCUACGGAAGUUGAAAUACAAGCAACAGCGGAUUAUUUAGGAGUCAAUGUAUUUACAUUUUUUGACGGCCGUUGGUUAAAAUACACUUGCAACAGUAAGCUUUUGUCAAAUCAGAGUAUCUACUUAGAAAAUUGCAAUGGAAACCAUUAUGAAACUGUAGUUUGUGUUUAUGAGCCUGAAUUACAGAGUUGUUAUGGCUAUUGCAAAACCAGUGAAUCUUAUAUUACAGGGUACAAUAUUAGAUCACAUAUUAAGAAUGACAAUAAUGUUUUAGCUUUGGAAAACCAGAAACUGCAUUUUGAAGUGCAAAUGCAGUCUAGGACUGAACAACAACACAACAUAUUAAAAACAGUGCAAAAUGAGACCGGUGCAGCAGGAAUGAUAGUAGAUUGUGAUGUUGAAGUUGUGGGUGAUUCUGAUGUUGAAAUUGUGGAAAAUGCAGGUCAUAUGACAUUCAAAUAUAGUCCUGUAUCUACUGAAGUUGCACAAACAAUAUGCAAUGAAUUAAAUUUGAAUUUUGAAAGAGAAUAUAUACAAGUAUCAAGAAGAUUCUGA
This is a messenger RNA of Sinocyclocheilus rhinocerous, 1084 nucleotides long. RefSeq names its product OTU domain-containing protein 4-like. Gene Ontology annotation, biological process: protein deubiquitination. Gene Ontology annotation, molecular function: cysteine-type deubiquitinase activity. Bases 197 to 1084 code for a protein of 295 amino acids. The record is from RefSeq and is a predicted model, not a curated record. NCBI's taxonomy places the organism in Eukaryota, Metazoa, Chordata, Actinopteri, Cypriniformes, Cyprinidae. The transcript has a single exon.